Molecule: messenger RNA, 1503 nt
Organism: Pneumocystis murina B123
Lineage: Eukaryota; Fungi; Ascomycota; Pneumocystomycetes; Pneumocystales; Pneumocystaceae
Exons: 6
Coding region: 1-1452 (483 amino acids)
Biological process (GO): maturation of SSU-rRNA
Molecular function (GO): ATP binding; RNA helicase activity; nucleic acid binding
Source: RefSeq, a predicted model, not a curated record
AUGGAUGCUUUUUCAGUAUUAAGUGGAGGAACGAAUCUUAAAAAGAGAAAAAUAGAAGAACUAAAAGAUAAUGAAGAUAAAAAAUCUGAUAUAAUAAAAAAUAACGAAUUUCACACAGAAUCUCUAUUGUUUCCGUAUUCAGAUGAAGAAAUCAAAAGAUUCCGACGUUUAUUCCGUAUUCGCGUAACAGGAAAUGAUAUCCCACCGCCAAUAAUGACAUUUUCAGCAAUGAGUGAACAAUUAUUGUUUCCAAAUUUUAUUCGAAGAAAUAUAAAAAAAUGUGCAUUUGAAGCUCCUACUCCUGUUCAGAUGCAGGCUAUUCCUAUAUCUGCCUCAGGUAGAGAUUUAUUUGUUUGUUCUCCUACAGGAUCUGGUAAAACAUUGGCUUUCGUUAUACCAAUAUUGCUUGAUCUUAAAAAACACUCAGAUAAAGGAUUCCGUGCUUUAAUAAUUACUCCUGUGAAUGGGCUUUCCAAGCAGAUUUAUAGAGAAAUCAAGCGAUUUACUGAUGGUAAAAAGUUUAAAAUUUGUCAUCUCCGAAGAUCUACUAUUUCUAAUGUCGUGAAAUCCAAAUAUGAUAUUGUAAUAUCUACACCUCAAAUGGCUUUAAAAGCAAUUUCUGAAAAAAACCUUAAUUAUGAAAAUGUGCGACACCUUAUUUUUGAUGAAGGAGAUAGAUUAUUUGAUCAUGAAUUCAUAGAGCAAACUAAUAAACUUAUUACGUAUUUUUCUUCAAAUGUAAGAAAGUCUUUAUUUUCUGCAACAAUACCCUCUAGUGUUGAAAAUUCCUUGAAUACAAUUAUGAAUCAUCCUAUUCGUCUCAUUGUUGGAAAAAAAGAUACAACCACUAAUACAAUUGAUCAAAGGCUUGUUCAUGUGGGUUCAGAAGAAGGAAAAUUAAUUGCUCUAAGACAAUUAAUUCAUGAAGGAGGUUUCCAACCUCCCGUACUUAUUUUUGUACAGUCUGUUGAGCGGGCUAAUGAAUUAUAUAAUGAACUUAAAUUUGAGGGAUUUAAUAUUGAUGUAAUGCACGGUGAACGAACACAAGCGCAAAAGGACUCUUUGAUUCAUAGAUUUCGACAGGGAGAAAUAUUUGUUUUAAUUUGUACGGAUAUCAUGUCAAGAGGCAUGGAUUUUAAGGGGGUAACGCUUGUUAUUAACUAUGAUUUUCCUGUAUCAAUUCAAAGCUAUAUUCAUCGGGUUGGUCGAACAGGAAGAGCCGGUAGAUUCGGAAAGGCUAUUACUUAUUUUUCAACUUCAGACACUAAAUAUCUUCGCAGUAUUGUUCAUGUUAUGCAAAGAUCAGGUUCUGAAGUCCCCGAAUGGAUGAUUAAUUUGCUUCCUAAAAUCCCAAAAAAAGUAAAAAAAAAACUUAAACGAGUCCCUCCACAAAGAACACCAAUUUCCACAUUUUCAAUUCAUAAUAAAAAAAAUAUAAGCAUUAAUAAUUGAUUUAAACAAAUAGACAUUCAUUUCAGAAAUAUUAUACAUUUCAAAUAAAAC